CUUCGUCACGGAUCGAGGCAAGUUUGUGUGCACAAUUGGGCUUGCAAAUUGCUAAUCUCGCACUGACUUUGCCUCUCAGCUCCCAGCUGGGCAUGGUUACCUUGAGAGCUGUGGUAUCAGCACUGUCAGAGCAUGCUCCGGUGGGGAGAUCGGGUGUGUUCUAUUUUUAAUACUAUUUAAUGAAGAUGCUUCUCACUCUGCAAUAUACGAAGCAUAAUGGAAGAGCAGAGCGAUGAUUGGUUAUGGAUACUGGAAAAGGAAAAAUGCAAAGGUUGACUAUGGUGCGUCGAGCUCUGCGAAGGACCAGCAUGGAGAUUGGCACUCUGGACUGCUAAUGGGGACAUGGGACUCACGUUGCCGUUGAUCAUUUGUGUGGACUUAACCAGCAAAGACCAACAGAAGACUCUGGAAAGGCAGUUGGAAUUAUAGCAGUUUUUCAGGUCACCAAAUCUUGUUAUUUUAAUUUCUGUCUGGAAGAAUGUCUGAGCAAGGUAAAUUGAACCAAGAGACAGCAGAAGAAGCUGCAAAAGAGCAGGAGACUGCCAUCUCUGAAGCCAACCCGGACAACUGUGUUCUCAAUAAAUCUGAAAGUUCAGAAAUAGAGGAGGAGAAGCUCAGUGAUUCCAAGACAGAGUUGCAGGUGUUACUGCCAACAAAAAGUUGUAAUGCAAAGCCUAAGAAGAAACGAGGAGCAAAUCAGAAAAAGAGAUCCAAGUCAGGAGCUAAGGGAAAACUCGUGCGGAGUCUUGCUGUGUGUGAAGAGUCAACCCCUCGCCCGGGAGCAGAAAAUCUUCAUGACAACCAGGAAUCAAUCCAACUGCAGCUUUCAAGUUUUCCUAGCUUGCAAGAAGAAGAUAAAUCUAGUAAAGAUGACUCCGAGAAAGAAAAAGAGAAGGAUAAAAAUAAAGAUAAAAACAGUGAAAAAAGCAAGAUCAGAAUGUUAUCAAAAGAUUGCAGUCAAGAGUAUACAGACUCAACAGGCAUAGAUUUGCAUGAGUUUCUCAUUAACACAUUAAAGAAUAACCCCAGGGACAGAAUGAUCCUCUUGAAAAUGGAACAGGAAAUUAUUGAUUUUAUUAGUGACAACAAUAAUCACUAUAAAAAGUUCCCUCAGAUGUCGUCCUAUCAGAGGAUGCUAGUGCACAGAGUGGCAGCUUACUUUGGAAUGGAUCACAAUGUGGAUCAGACUGGAAAAUCUGUGAUUAUCAACAAGACCAGCAAUACAAGAAUACCAGAGCAAAGGUUUUCUGAACAUUUAAAAGAUGAAAAAGGUGAAGAAUCCCAGAAGCGAUUUAUCUUGAAGCGAGAUAACUCUAGUAUUGAUAAAGAAGACAAUCAGCAAAACAGAAUUCUUCCAUUUAGAGAUGACAGACGAAGUAAAUCAAUUGAAGAGAGAGAAGAGGAGUAUCAGAGAGUGAGGGAGAGAAUAUUUGCACAAGAUUCAGUUUGCUCCCAGGAAAACCUUUUUGUGGAAAACAGUAGGCUGUUGGAAGACAGUAGCAUAUGCAAUGAUAUGCAUAAGAAGAGACAGCUGUUUAGGGGCAACAGAGACAGCAUUGGGAAGACAUCUGGCAGUCGACAGAGCAGUACAGAGAACGAAUUGAAGUGGGCAGACCACCAGAGGCCAUGGAGCAGCACAGACUCGGACAGCUCAAACCGAAAUUUGAAGCCAGCCAUAACAAAGACAGCCAGUUUUGGUGGGAUAACCGUCCUGACAAGGGGAGAUAGCUCAUCAAGCAACAGAAGUACCGGCAAACUGUCUAAAACAGGUAGCUCAGAGUCUUCCAGCAGUGCUGGCUCCUCAGGAUCCCUGUCACGAAUACAUCAGCCUCUCCAAAGUGCAUCUCUCGUCCCUGGGGUGACAGCCAAUUCUUCAGGCAGCGUGUCCUACCCUGAGAACGGGAUGAGUGGCCAGGUGGCCCCCAGCAACACCAGCUAUAUCAUUCUUCCACUUGAAGCUGCAGGGAUCCCUCCUGGCAGUAUCCUUCUUAACCCUCACACAGGUCAACCGUUUGUAAAUCCUGAUGGGACGCCGGCAAUAUACAAUCCUCCCAGUGGCCAGCAGACAAUGAGGAGCCAGGUGGUGGGACAGUCUCAGCAGCAGCCUUCACCCCAGCAGCCUCAGCAGGUUCAACAGCCACAGCAGCAAAUGGCAAGUCACCUUGUCACACAGCCUGUUCAGACAAUGCAGCCAUCUUCUCAGUCAGUCCAAUAUCCAGCAGUUUCUUAUCCUCCCCAGCAUCUCCUGCCAGUCUCUCCAACACAGCAGUUUUCUGUGCGCGAUGACAUGACCGCGCAGUUUGGCCAGAUGAGCUUGAGCCGUCAGUCGUCGGGAGACAACCCCGAGUCGCCCUCCGGCCCCGUGUACCCCUCGCCCAUGCUGCAGCAGCCUGCCCAGCAGACGGGCUACAUCAUGGCCUCCCCGAGCCAGCAGCUUCCCCCCGGCGGCUUCACGGGAUCAGGAGCUCCGGUGUCCCAGCAGGUGCUGCAGCCGCCGCCCCAGGGCUUCGUGCAGCAGCCACCGCCACCUGCUCAGAUGCCAGUGUAUUAUUACCCAUCUGGUCAGUACCCUACCUCAACAACUCAGCAGUACAGACCCAUUGCCUCAGUUCAGUACAACGCACAGCGGAGUCAACAGAUCCCCCAGACUGCCCAGCAAGCAGGUUACCAGCCUGUCCUGCCGAACCAGCAGCAGGGGUUCCAGGGUCUCAUGGGAAUGCAGCAGCCGCCCCAAAGCCAGAACCUGAUGAAUAAUCAACAGGGGAAUCAGGUGCAAGGCAUGAUGGUGCAGUAUCCAGCCAUGUCGUCUUAUCAGGUGCCAAUGACCCAGGGUUCUCAAGGAUUGCCGCAACAAUCAUAUCAACAACCACUCAUGCUACCUAAUCAAUCAGGUCAAGGAACACUUACAGCCACUGGAAUGCCUGUCUACUGUAAUGUCAUACCUCCUGCCCCACAGAACAACCUCCGGUUGAUUGCCCCACACUGCCCCUCCAAUAACGUUCCAGUUAUUUCUGCCAGCUGCAGGACAAACUGUGCAAGCAUCAACAAUGCAGGGUGGCAGGUCAAGUACUGACACUGUGGCUUAGAUUUAUGAGGAUAGAGGUGCAUUAUUUGACAAAUAAAUCAUGGCCUUCAAAUGAAGAGGAACACAACAGAAUAAUCAGUUGAGGACACGAGUACUGACAAUGCUCAAGUGAUUUGCUGCUGGAAAAACCUGUAAAAAAAAAAAAGAAAAGUAAAAUAAAUUUUGAAAAAAAAUGUUUGCUGGUUAAUGGUGCAUAUUUUUGUCAUGUCUGCUAGGUAUGCCUUUAUAGCUUAGCUAGUGACAUGAAUUCAUUGAGGUAAGAUUUUUUCCUACCACUGAACACCACUGUGUAGAUUGUAAUAUCCCCGAUUCGGAUUAGUUUUGUACUUUGUGUUGAGUUUGUGAAGCUAAAAGUAUUUAAAAAUAUAAUAAAAUCACAUUGUACCAAAGCUGUAAUGGAAAUGAAAAAAAAUUGAAAACAAAAAGAGAAUUACUGAAUGGAAGGAAUAAUUUAUAUACACUAUAGAGUUUUUUUAUGGAUAUAUACUGUAUUGUAGUGCUUAAUCACAAUAAAGCUAUUUGACCUCAUGAAGGAAGGUCAUGUUUCUA
Molecule: messenger RNA, 3634 nt
Organism: Melospiza georgiana
Lineage: Eukaryota; Metazoa; Chordata; Aves; Passeriformes; Passerellidae
Gene: ARPP21
Product: cAMP regulated phosphoprotein 21
Exons: 22
Coding region: 479-3073 (864 amino acids)
Cellular component (GO): cytoplasm
Molecular function (GO): nucleic acid binding
Source: RefSeq, a predicted model, not a curated record